Poecile atricapillus (Black-capped chickadee) is the source of this 3478-nucleotide messenger RNA. RefSeq names its product DDB1- and CUL4-associated factor 8-like. The record is from RefSeq and is a predicted model, not a curated record. The transcript has 14 exons. The coding region runs from base 219 to 1979 and encodes 586 amino acids. Gene Ontology annotation, molecular function: protein binding. NCBI's taxonomy places the organism in Eukaryota, Metazoa, Chordata, Aves, Passeriformes, Paridae. Gene Ontology annotation, cellular component: Cul4-RING E3 ubiquitin ligase complex; cytoplasm.
CGGUGCCGCCAAGCGAGGCGGCGGGGGCGGCGCGUUAAAGAUGGCGGCGGCGGGGCCCGGUCCCGGGGCCGGCGCUGGAGCGGCCGGGGGGACCCGCGGCGGCCGCCACUGAGCCCGGCCGCACCCCCCGGCACCGUCCGGGACCCUCCGGGACACUCGGGUCGCUCCAGCCCCGCUGUCCCUGGCACCUGGCACAGGGAUCCCCGUGGGAAGCGGCGAUGUCAGACAAAGGUGGCAGCAUGGACGGCAGGACGGACAUCGUCAACGGCAGCCUGUCCAGCAGCCCCGAGGACAUGUCUGCCGAGGAGGGCCGCGAGACGUCCUCGGGGAUCGAGGUGGAGGCGUCCGACCUGAGCCUGAGCCUGACGGGCGACGACGCCGGGGCCGCGCGCAGCCGCGCCAGCGACAGCGACAGCUCCGGCGACAAGGACAGCGACAGCCUGGACGACACCGGCCACUACUCCAUCCCCGAGGAGCCGCGGCAGGACGAGGACGAAGACGAGGAUGAGGACGAGGAGGAGGAACCGCGGGCCCGGCGCAGGGGGCCCCGCAAGCGGCCGCCUCACGAGCGCGACUCGUCGGACGAGGAGCAGGCGCUGGAGGACUGGGUGGCCUCGGAGACGUGGGCGCUGCCUCGGCCGCGUUGGAGAGCGAUCCCGGCGCUGCGGCAGCGCCAGUUGGGCGGCUGCUCCCGUUUCGUGGCUCAGGCCUGCGGGGCCCGGCUGUUCGUGCAGAAAUUCCGGCUGCAGCACGGCCUGGAAGGGCACACGGGCUGCGUGAACACGCUGCAUUUCAACCAGCGCGGAACCCGCCUGGCCAGCGGCAGCGACGACCUCAAGGUGCUGGUGUGGGACUGGCUGAGGCGCCGGCCCGUGCUGCAGUUCGACAGCGGGCACAAGAGCAACGUCUUCCAGGCCAAAUUCCUUCCCAACAGCGGCGACUCCACGCUGGCCAUGUGUGCCCGGGAUGGGCAGGUGCGCGUGGCCGAGCUCUCGGCCACUCAGUGCUGCCGCAGCACCAAGCGCGUGGCCCAGCACAAGGGAGCCUCCCACAAGCUGGCGCUGGAGCCGGACUCGCCCUGCACGUUCCUGUCUGCAGGAGAGGACGCCGUGGUCUUCACCAUCGACCUGCGGCAGGACCGGCCCGCCUCGAAAUUGGUGGUGACGAAGGAGAAGGAGAAGAAGGUCGGGCUCUACACCAUCUUCGUCAACCCCGCCAACACCUCCCAGUUCGCCGUGGGCGGCCGCGACCAGUUCGUGAGGAUUUAUGACCAGAGGAAAAUCGAUGAGAACGAGAACAACGGAGUCCUGAAGAAGUUCUGCCCCCACCACCUGGUGAACAGCGAGUCCAAAGCCAACAUCACCUGCCUGGUCUACAGCCACGAUGGCUCAGAGCUGCUGGCCUCCUACAACGACGAGGACAUUUACCUGUUCGACUCGGCACACAGCGACGGUGCGCAGUACAGCCGGCGCUACAAGGGGCACCGCAACAACGCCACAGUGAAAGGUGUGAAUUUCUACGGCCCCAAGAGCGAGUUCGUGGUGAGCGGCAGCGACUGCGGCCACAUUUUCCUCUGGGAAAAAUCCUCCUGCCAGAUCGUGCAGUUCAUGGAAGGCGACAAAGGCGGAGUGGUGAACUGCCUGGAGCCGCACCCUCACCUGCCGGUGCUGGCCACCAGCGGGCUGGACCACGACGUCAAGAUCUGGGCACCCACAGCCGAGGCUCCCACCGAGCUCCGGGGCCUCAAGGAGGUGAUCAAGAAGAACAAGGUGGAGCGGGACGAGGACAGCCUGCACCACACGGACAUGUUCGACAGCCACAUGCUCUGGUUCCUCAUGCACCACCUGCGCCAGCGCCGCCACCACCGGCGCCGCCGGGAGCCGGGGGCCGAUUCCCCCUCGGACGAUUCCGGGAGCUCCUCGGACACUUCGGACGAUGAGGAGGAGGGGCCGGACCGGGUGCAGUGCAUGCCCUCGUGAGCCCCAAAAAACCCCCCCAAAACCCCCCCAAACCCCCCAAAACCCCCCAAAAACCCCAACCUGGGGGGGCCCCACCCCACUAACACUUGGAGCUUUCUAUUGCCCUCGUUCAGCCCCCCCAGAUUCCCAGUUUUCCCCUUUUUUUGGGGGUCCCCUUCCCCUUUUUUCCCUUAUUUUCCCCUUUUUUCCUCUUUUUUGGGGGUCUCUUCCCCUCUUUUCCCCCUUUUUCCCUUUUUUCCCCAUUUUUUUCCCCUUCUUUUCCCCUUUUUUUCCUUUUUUCCCCCCUUUUUCUCCCUCUUUCUCCCUUUUUCCCCCUUCUUUCCCCCUUUUUUCCUCUUUUUUUCCUCUUUUUUUCCUCUUUUUUUCCCCUUUUUUUCCCCUUUUUUCCCUUUUCCCCCCUUUUUUCCCUUUUUCCAGUUUUUUCCCCCUUUUUUCCCCCUUUUAUCCCCCUUUUUUUCCCCUUUUUUCCUCUUUUUUUCCUCUUUUUUUCCCCUUUUUUCCCCUUUUUUCCCCUUUUUUCCCCCCUUUUUUCCCUUUUUCCAGUUUUUUCCCCUUUUUUCCCCUUUUUUCCCCUUUUUUCCCCUUUUUUUCCCCUUUUUCCCCUUUUUCCCCUUUUUUCCCCCUUUUUUCCCCCUUUUUUCCCCUUUUUCUCCCCUUUUUUCCCCUUUUUUUUGCCCCUUCUUUUUCCCCCUUUUUUUUCCCCCUUUUUCCCCUUUUCCCCCCAUUUUUUCCCCUUUUCUUGGGGGUCCCCCUUCAAUUUGGGGGUGCCCAGGGGGGAUUUUUUCAUUUUUUUGGGAUCCCUCCCCAACCCCUUCAGCUCUUCAAGCUCCCCCUUUCUUGGGGAGAGGAAUCCCACCCUUUUUCCUCAUUUUUCUCACAUUUUUCCCCCCUCUUUCCUUCAUUUUUCCCACUUUUUUCCCCCCAUUUUCCCUUUUUUUCCCCUUUUCUUCUCAAUUCCCCAAUUUCCCCCUUUUUUCUUUAUUCCCCAUUUUCCCUCCCCAUUUUCCCCCCAUUUUUUCCCAUCUUCCCCAUUUUUUUUCUUUUUUCCCCCCAUUUCCCCCUUUUUUUUCCCCCUAUUAUUUCCCCCCAUUUUUCCCUAUUCCCCAUUCCAUUCCCCCCAUUUUUUUCCCCAUUUUUUUCCCCAUUUUUCCCCAUUUUUCCCCAUUUUUCCCCAUUUUUUCCCCAUUUUCCCAGGGUGGGAUCUCCCUCCCUCUGUACAUAGCCGUGAUUUGCACUUGGUUUGGCCCCUUUCACCCCCCAAAAACCCCAAAAACCCCCUAAAAAAAAACAAAAACCCUUUUAUUUCCCAUUUCUUUUCUCGGGGGAGGGGUUCAGGGGGGUUUUUUUUGGGGGGAAAAACCCCAAAAUUUCCCUGUUUAGAGGCCUAAUUUUAUAUUGUAUUAAAAAAAAACCAAAUGGGCCCGGGAGUUCUCCCUGGCAGAGCUGUAAAAGUUGGGAUAUAUAUUAUAUAUAAAUGCAAUAAAAACCGACUCAACGAG